Molecule: messenger RNA, 2323 nt
Organism: Bemisia tabaci
Lineage: Eukaryota; Metazoa; Arthropoda; Insecta; Hemiptera; Aleyrodidae
Source: RefSeq, a predicted model, not a curated record
UUUUGUCAAAGGUCACAUUUUUGAAAGCUGUGGAUAAAUGAUCAUUAUUGGUCAUAAAAGUCUAUGAAUUGGUGCAAAAAAAAUUGUGCGUAUAACUUUUGACUUCCACCAUAGGCUGAGAUCAUUCCUCAUUAACUGGAAUGGACCCACAGCAGCAGUUUUGUUUGAAAUGGAAUAGUUUUGGGAGUAAUCUAGUAACAGCAUUUGACAGCCUCUUCAAAUCUGAAAGUCUCACAGAUGUCACAUUAUUUUGUGAAGGUGUCACGUUCAAAGCUCACCGGCUAAUUUUAGCAGCAUGUAGCAAGCACUUUCAAGAUAUAUUUGAAUCAGCAACACUAACACAGGGAGUCAAUGUUGUUGUCAUCCUAGAUGGGACGUCUUCAAGUAACAUGUCCGCUCUGUUGGAGUUCAUGUACAAAGGAGAAGUACAUGUCUCCCAAGAAAAGUUGUCAAGUUUUUUGAAGGCAGCAGAGGCUUUACAGGUUAAGGGGCUGUCUAUUGAGCAUGAGAAACUUGCUGCUGCUCAACAAGAGCAUCAUGAUAAUGUUGUGGAAGAAACUCGCAGAGAAGAGCUGGAGUCUCCCAGCGGUCGAUCAGGGAAAUUGUCUGAUCGGAAACAAAGUAAUGUAUCUACCUCAAAACCAGAUGAAUCUACCUCAAAUGAUUCAACGAUGCAACCACCACCUACUUCGUCAUAUUCGCCUGUUUUUACACCUUACAUUCAUCACUACCGCACUCCCGCUUUCGAACAGCGAGUUCCUCCAUCUUCCCAACAAACCACACCAACCUCAAUGGCAACUGGCUAUGACAAUUUACCAAGGAAACGCUACUAUGGGCGAAGCCCCAGUGAUCCAAUGCGCGACUCCUCUAUCAGACCGUCAGUGCUGCGAGAUGCUACUAAACCGGAGAGAGAGUCACCAAUAUCGGUGUCGCAGUUCCCUGGCCAGCCAGGAUCACCCCACUAUUUUUAUGAAGCCUCGGACUCGGUCGGGUCAUUCGACAGGCCUGCUGCUGUGGAUACUAACCGGCCUACUCCAUCACCUGGAAAUCCUCAUUGGCCUCCUCCAAUGAAUCCAAAUUGUGCUGAAGAUUUACGGGUAAAAAGUGAGGUACCUAGUGGUGGAGAAAGUAGCGAGAAUGGGAGUCGAGGAAGAGAGAAAGAAAAGGAAAGCUCUCCUGCCGCUGGAUCACAAAUGGUUCUAUGGAAUUCUGUGCAAACAACAAAAGAGUUGGUCCUCUAUAAACAGCCUGUGUUACAAAAAAGUACAACAUCCACGUCGACUCCGGACGGUAAGUUAGGGAAGAAAUUGCAAUGCCCCUACUGUGAGCGUCUUUAUGGGUAUGAAACAAAUUUAAGAGCGCAUAUACGACAACGACAUCAAGGUAUUCGCGUGCCAUGUCCAUUCUGUACGCGAACGUUCACUCGGAAUAACACAGUACGGCGUCACAUUGCGCGUGAGCACAAAACGGAACUCAGUCUGAAAGCUUUUCAACAAACGCAAAAUCAGAAUCACAACCAGUGAGACAUAUGUUUUAUAGAUAUAGUACCUGAAGCACUCGAUACUUGAUCCAGUUUUACUCGUCUAGUUUUUGUUCUUGCUGUUGCCUAUAGACUUCUAAUCCUUUCUGUUGUAUGCACCUAUGUAAUAGUACAAAUGUGGUUUAUAAAUUUAUCCCACUCUCUCAAGAACAACUUUUGAAUUUUUUGCCAUUUCUUACCUGUGCUUCAACUCUGACAGCUCAGCUGCUAUUACUGCAACGGUGCAUUGUUGCCUCUGCAUUUGGCUCAGUACACUCUUCAGUGUAUUUUCCAAAAAAAAUUAGCUAUUUUUCUGUUAACCUUCUAGCUUGUAAGCUGAAAGCAUCCUACUCUGCACCUAAAUUUGAUUUCAAUUGUUAGCAAGCUUUCUCAUUGAUAGGUCUCUCCUUGAAAGUCAUCAUGAGGAAGUGAGUUAAUGCAUCUUUCCAAGAAAAAUUAAUUCAUUUUCUUUUGAUGUUCAUCCUGUAUACUGCUUGGUGAUCAUUUUACCAAGUGUCGAAAGUGAAAGGCAGUCGAUGGUUUUACUUUUCUCCGUCAGUUAUGCUUCUGAUCUGAAAACAAUCGUGUUUCAUCAGCUUUGCCACUGAUUUAAGGACAGCAGUGUUUUUCUAAAAUUCGAAUUCUGCUGUAAAAUUCAAAGUUAUCAAAAUUCGCUCAGUAUCUCAAAUUACUGAAAUUUUCUUCCCCAACCUCUUUUCCUUUAUUGUCAUAUAUUAAUGUUCAAUAAGUAGAAAAAAUUUACAAUCUCAGUGCCAUAAAUUGAAAAAUACGAAAUGAUGUCUA